Molecule: messenger RNA, 895 nt
Organism: Corapipo altera (White-ruffed manakin)
Lineage: Eukaryota; Metazoa; Chordata; Aves; Passeriformes; Pipridae
Gene: CSRP2
Product: cysteine and glycine rich protein 2
Exons: 6
Coding region: 69-653 (194 amino acids)
Biological process (GO): muscle tissue development; sarcomere organization
Cellular component (GO): Z disc; nucleus; cytoplasm
Molecular function (GO): actinin binding; structural constituent of muscle
Source: RefSeq, a predicted model, not a curated record
UCUUUAAGCCGCCGCGGGGCCGCGCUGGGCUGAGACGCGCCGAGCUGAGCCGAGAGUUGGGAACCACCAUGCCGAACUGGGGAGGUGGCAACAAAUGUGGUGCCUGUGGCCGCACUGUCUACCAUGCUGAGGAGGUGCAGUGUGAUGGGAGGAGCUUCCACCGGUGCUGCUUCCUCUGCAUGGUCUGCCGGAAAAACUUGGACAGCACAACUGUAGCGAUUCAUGAUGCUGAAGUUUACUGCAAAUCUUGCUAUGGGAAAAAGUAUGGCCCAAAAGGUUAUGGAUAUGGCCAAGGAGCAGGAACACUGAACAUGGACAGGGGAGAGCGACUAGGCAUCAAGCCUGAGAGCACACCUUCUCCUCACCGGCCCACUACAAAUCCAAACCCUUCAAAGUUUGCUCAGAAGUUUGGAGGGGCAGAGAAAUGCUCAAGGUGUGGUGAUUCUGUUUAUGCAGCAGAGAAAGUAAUAGGAGCUGGAAAGCCAUGGCACAAAAACUGCUUCCGAUGUGCCAAGUGCGGAAAAAGCCUAGAAUCUACAACCCUAACUGAAAAAGAGGGAGAAAUCUAUUGUAAAGGUUGUUAUGCAAAGAACUUUGGCCCCAAGGGAUUUGGGUAUGGCCAGGGAGCGGGUGCCCUUGUUCACGCCCAGUGAGGGGCCUAAAAACCCCUUAUGGCUCUGCUGAGAUCCUGCUAGAAGGAACAAGAGGGUUUCCUAACUGUUACUAACUACUGUGAAACAGAUACUAGUUACUGUAGUGCUUGGGUAUACAUUCUGAAGAUGAUUUUAAAAAACCCCACAAACACUGCUUUUUUCCUUGCUUUGUGUAUCACACUGUAACACUUUUAAUACUGAGUAUCAAUUCAAUAAAGCUUUGCUUGUUGAUAUAUCCUAAA